AUGGUUUGUUUGGGCAUACUCCUAAGCUUCCACAUAUUUCUCCCAUAUUCUGUGCCACAAUAUGUCUGCUCAGGACUCAUAAUGUUUGUAUCUGCUGAAGUAUUGGAAGGUAUCAACCUGUCACUGCUCUCUCGAGUUAUGUCAUCCAGGCUUUCUCGUGGAACCUUUAAUGGUGGAUUACUAUCAACAGAAGCUGGGACAAUUGCUCGAGUGAUUGCAGAUGGAACGAUAACCCUGGCCGGGUACUUGGGUGAGAGUAGGCUCCUAAAUGUCACCCUACUGCCUUCACUCUUAAUUUGUAUAGCCUCUAUCAUUGCUACCUGCUGUACCUACAACACCCUCUAUUGAUUUAGGCUUUGUAGUUGGACUUUGUCCUCAGGUUCUAAAACCAUCCUCUUUCCUUGAUCAUUAUUUUCCUCCCUGUUUUAUCAAUUGAUUUGUUUGCUUUUGGUUUGUGAAUUUGAUUCUGAUUCUUAGCAUUCAUGUAUCAAUGUAAAUUGUUAGACAAAUAGACGUCAAAUUUCCUCAGUUAGAUUCGCUUAAAUUUCAUAUAAAUUCUUG
Ilex paraguariensis (yerba mate) is the source of this 561-nucleotide messenger RNA. The record is from the annotation of a GenBank genome assembly. NCBI's taxonomy places the organism in Eukaryota, Viridiplantae, Streptophyta, Magnoliopsida, Aquifoliales, Aquifoliaceae.